Messenger RNA from Ostrea edulis (European flat oyster), 2987 nucleotides. RefSeq lists its product as uncharacterized. The coding region runs from base 694 to 2712 and encodes 672 amino acids. The transcript has 2 exons. The record is from RefSeq and is a predicted model, not a curated record. Lineage: Eukaryota; Metazoa; Mollusca; Bivalvia; Ostreida; Ostreidae. Gene Ontology annotation, molecular function: zinc ion binding; translation repressor activity; ubiquitin protein ligase activity. Gene Ontology annotation, biological process: negative regulation of translation; protein polyubiquitination; proteasome-mediated ubiquitin-dependent protein catabolic process.
UCUGAUCAUGAGCAUUUUUAACUGUAAAAAAUAGACCAUGAGUAUAGAAUGAAAUUUACAUAUUUCUCAGUAUAUAGCAUCAUUGUUAAACCCCUCCCCCACAUUUUGUCCAAUUAUGAAUUAAACAAUGUAGUAGACCAUGUGUUUUAUUUGUUAUAAUAAGGAUUUUCAAGGCAUGUAGCAGCUCACCCCCACCCCCUUCCUAUUUGACAACAUGUUUACUGAACUAGCUAUUAUUUCUAAAUGUAAAAUCAGAUUCACCCUCUCCCGUUUUUUUUUUUUUUUUUUCAUGAUAGCAUUAAUUAUUGAUUGGUAGUUGAAAUGUAAGUUUGAACUGGUGAAUUUAAACCGUAUAUUGUACUGACAAAGGAUGAAUCUUUACCUCCGUCACCAUUCGGUGGCGGAUCCAGGAUUUCUGAAAAGGGGAUACACAUGUGAAAGUUUUAUUAGGAUUAUCUAAAAAUAAUACUUAGCCAUUUUGUGUGCCAAAUCUGGAAUUUCACUCAUAUUAUUUCUAAAUUUGUCCCUCUCUAAAGCUUCCACUACCAUUAAACAACUUAGGAUCGAAUUUCGUGCAAAAGAACUCUUUUUGGGGCAAACCAUCUCAGGGCAAACGUCCUUGAGGGCGAAACAUCCCGUUACCGAUUUACAGAACUAAACUGGUUCCCCGCUGAAGAUUUUCCCCGCUGAUUGAUGCCCGUUAGGAAAGUGAGAUCAACAGGGAACCAGUUUAUUUACAGAACUAGCCGAGCGACUAAACAUUGUUCCUAUGCCAACACUGUUCAACGACAAAGGUGUUUUGAAAAGUACAGCAACGUUAAUCGAGAAAUAUUGAGAGAAUCAAUCACUUACUCAGACGGAAUAGUCAUGGCUCGGUCUCAGGCCCAGGACAUCAUCCGAUGUCAGUACUGUGAGGAGGAGCCAGCUCUGUUCCACUGUGUGCCCUGUGGAGAUGAAUUCUGUUCUCGCUGUAAAACCUUUCAUCUUAAAAGCAAGGUUCCCUCGGGACACAACAUCAUCCCUAUUUCCGAGAGACUCCACCCCACCAACAUGGUCAAAAUGUGUGAAAGUCACUCGUCCAAGCCAUAUGAUGCUUGCUGUGAAGAUUGUCAAGUUCCAGUCUGCAUUUUAUGUAUUCAAGAAAUUCAUAACAAACAUGGUAUUGGGAAAUUGCAGGAUAUGUACGAGAAACAAAAGGCUGCAACCAUGAAAGAACUGUCUGAAAUGAAAACACAAAGUAGAGCGGAUGUUAUACAAAGGAUAAAAGAUGUCGAAAAUGGAGAAUUGCGGAUAAAGACCAGCCACGAAAAUCUGAGGAGGGAAAUGAAGAGACAAGCCAAAGAUUUUAUAGAUCAUAUCAAUGCAAUUUUGAACGAAGGUCUAGGCGAGUCUGAGUCAGACGAGAAAAAGAAGCUAGAAGAGUUAGCACAACAUAAAGCCGAGUUAGAAGAAUAUCAACAGAACCUAGAACAUGUCAUUGAGAAACUAGAAGACCUUACAGAGUCAAGUCCUCCUGCUGACCUCAUCUUGUACCGGAAACAAAAUCCUGACGUGGUGAAACACUUAAAAUUUCCAGACACCGUGGUAACUACUGAUCCCACGUUCACGGCGGGCCAGUUCAACAAAACUUUGAACGAAAAACAGUUUGGACAAAUGACCAAAAGUCAACUUACUCGAGUGAAGACAGAUGAUAAAACCCAAUACACACAAACAAAAGAGACAGAAACCCAACCCACCCAAUGGUUACCAGUGACAUCGGAUGAAGAAAAAGCGGAAGAAGAGUUACAGAAAAGAAGGAAAGGGAAAUUGGCGAAGGCGUCCUCAAAAAGUGCAUUAUUGGUUAAAACGGUAUUACAACACCCAGUCAAGCUAAGUGAAAUAACACCUGAGAAGAAAGAGUUACGUCACGUGGCGUGCGUUGGUGAUGAAAGAGCAUACAUUAGUGGGAGUGGUUCUGGGAUACUUUUGAUUGACAGGUCAAGUACACACUUGGACACAAUCACUACAUCUGGAGAACCGUCUGGCCUGGCUGUGAUGAAGGACGGGAGUCUGAUUUAUUCUGUCCGCAAUGAUCGUGCCAUCUACCGAGUGUCUGCCAAUAAACAGACAACUAAACUUGUAAGCACUCCAGACGAACCUAUAGGUUUGUGUCGUACCGGUUCAGGAGAAAUCCUGGUUUGUCUGUUUAAGUGUGUUUUGGGGUUUCAACUUACAUGCAGUUCUGUCUAUCUGUUGAAUACUACGGUUACAGUGGUCCGGUACAGCUGCAGCGGUGAGAAGAUCCAGGAGUUUGAAAUAUCUCAAUAUAUGACUUAUACAUUACCAAGCGAAUGGCCUAUCUGUGAAAAUGUGAAUGGUGAUAUCUGUACUGUUAGUAUUCAUACUGGUCAUAGAUAUGAAUUUAGUGCUGGGAAUAGAGUAGUGGUAUAUGACAAGUCUGGAAAGGUUCGCUUUCAAUAUGACGGGCGAGGUAGGACGCGGAGGUUUUACUUUAAGUCACGUGGUUUGGCCACCGACAGCCUGGGUCACAUUCUCAUCUCAGACGCCUAUAACCGUGUCGUGCAUCUUAUAAGCCGAGACGGGAACUUCAUCGCCUAUAUCGUGACAAAGGAUGACGGGACAACAUGUCCAUGGGGGAUAGCUCUGGACCAGUCGAAGAACCUGUGGCUGACAGAACCUGAGAGUGUCAAAGUGUACCAGUAUUUGUCGUAAAGCUGACCUUAAUGUACCUUACUAUCGAUACAGAGAUAUCUACCAUUAUAUACUGUUAGUAGCCCGUGUAAUCUAUUUAAAAAUAUACAUUCAUUUUACCUAUAUAUUGGAGUAGUAACCAUAGAUUAUCCGUUAUCAUUCCCACAGUCUGUGUAGAUAACAGACUGUAGUGAGACGGUAUUAUUUCAUGCUAUUGAGUUAUCGUUCUUUCCAUGUAUACACAUCACGCAUAUAUUCAUGUAUUACUAAAAGAGAAUAAAGUAUUUAAAGAAGUA